AUGGCGGCCGAUAUCAGCAGCGAGCAGAUGCAGGCCAAGAUCGCCGCGGCCCGGCGCGAGGCUGAGGGAUUGAAGGAUAAGAUCAAGCGCCGGAAGGAUGAACUGGCAGAUACGACCUUGCAGCAGGUGGCCAUGAACAACACGGAUCCUCUUCCCCGGAUCGGGAUGAGGCCGCGACGGACGUUGAAGGGCCACCUGGCCAAGAUCUACGCCAUGCACUGGUCGACCGACCGACGACAUCUGGUUUCCGCCUCGCAAGAUGGAAAGCUCAUCAUCUGGGAUGCCUACACGACCAACAAAGUCCACGCGAUUCCGCUGCGAUCAUCCUGGGUCAUGACCUGCGCCUACGCCCCCAGCGGCAACUACGUCGCCUGCGGUGGUCUCGACAACAUUUGCUCCAUCUACAACCUCUCUGCCCGUGAGGGUCCCACCCGUGUUGCCCGCGAACUGUCCGGUCACUCGGGUUACCUGUCGUGCUGCCGCUUCAUCAACGACCGUCGCAUCAUCACUUCCUCCGGUGACAUGACCUGCAUGCUGUGGGAUAUCGAGUCGGGCUCCAAAGUGACCGAGUUCGCCGACCACCUGGGCGAUGUCAUGUCCAUCAGCAUCAACCCGACUAACCAGAACGUCUUUGUCUCGGGUGCCUGCGACGCCUUCGCCAAGCUGUGGGAUAUCCGGACCGGAAAGGCCGUUCAGACCUUUGCCGGCCACGAGUCCGAUAUCAACGCCAUCCAGUUCUUCCCCGAUGGCAACGCCUUCGGUACGGGCUCGGAUGACACGUCGUGCCGUCUGUUCGACAUUCGCGCCGACCGCGAGCUCAACACCUACCAAUUGAAUUCGCAGAGCGACCAAGUGUUGUGCGGUAUUACCUCCGUCGCAUUCUCUGUCUCGGGACGACUGUUAUUCGCGGGCUACGAUGACUUUGAAUGCAAGGUCUGGGAUGUCCUCCGUGGAGACAAGGUUGGCUCCCUGAGUGGGCAUGAGAACCGUGUCAGCUGUCUGGGCGUCAGCAAUGACGGUAUCAGUCUGUGUACCGGUUCUUGGGACUCUUUGGUAAGUGAUGACUUCCACCAUCCCGCCUCAAGAUGUGCAGCUACUAAGACUUUCUUUUUUUUUCUUCCGUGCAGCUCAAGGUUUGGGCCUGGUAAAGCCGCAAUAUACAUAUCUAUGUCUAUCCUUCCCUCUUGUAUCGAGGGAUGUAAGGUUGAACACAAAAGCAAUAUGUCUGUCCUUUUGUACGAUAUUUCCUAUAUUGACUUCGGAUGCUUGGUCGCCCUUCCCGCCGUUUAA
Messenger RNA from Rasamsonia emersonii CBS 393.64, 1290 nucleotides. RefSeq names its product G protein complex beta subunit SfaD. The transcript has 4 exons. Gene Ontology annotation, molecular function: protein binding; signaling receptor complex adaptor activity. The coding region runs from base 1 to 1290 and encodes 429 amino acids. Gene Ontology annotation, biological process: G protein-coupled receptor signaling pathway. Gene Ontology annotation, cellular component: cytoplasm; heterotrimeric G-protein complex. Lineage: Eukaryota; Fungi; Ascomycota; Eurotiomycetes; Eurotiales; Trichocomaceae. The record is from RefSeq and is a predicted model, not a curated record.